This is a messenger RNA of Amoebophrya sp. A25, 5300 nucleotides long. NCBI's taxonomy places the organism in Eukaryota, Dinophyceae, Syndiniales, Amoebophryaceae. The record is from the annotation of a GenBank genome assembly.
AGUCCUAGUCGACCCCACUCGCGGCAUCUAAUAGACAGUGGUUGUAUUUGUCCAAUGACGCUAGUAGUUGUAGUAGUGCUAGGACUGGGUAGGCUUCUAGUAGAAUAAGGAUCACAACUUCUAUGUUUGAUAUUCACUUCAUCAACUACGGUAACGCCCCUCACAUGCUUCCAAUUCCAUUCAAGAGAUAGAGAGACCACCACAUCAAAAUGGCUCUUCACGGUUUGAGUAUUUUCCAUCAGAAGGUACUCAAAGAGCGAGACGUGAAAAACGUCUGCGAUUCUUUGCGGCAUGACGAGGCCUUUUGGAUAUCGCGUAGAGCCGUUCGCCAGCAACUGCUGGGGACGGCUCAAGAGGGAACCAGUGGGUUAUGGUUCAGACUAUUUCACACGUAGAUAGAAGUAUUAACAUACUAACUUGAAGGCAAUAAAUCAAGUCCUUGCACUAACACUACCUUGAAUCAAGAACCAGUCGUCCUCACGGAUCACUUAACGUUAACUACAUCUAAUGAUGCUAGACAGCAUUAUGGUUAAGAAAGACGUAACUUGGACGGCAUUGUUUCUGGCAACAAAAACGAGUCAUGACCUCUACGUCUACUAGAGCUAUUGGUAUUACAAUAACAUAGCUUCCACCUCCACCGCCCAGACGAAGUCCUUCAUCUUCACGUUUACAGCUAUAAGCUAUCAGAAUAUAGCUUCCACCAUCCAGAAGAACAAGUCUUUCAUCUUUAUAGCUAUAACAGAGCUUCCAACGGCCUCAGCUUUGCAAUUCGAAAAGGCGGUCAGAGAGAUACUGUUUCUCAGUGGCUGCACACACCAACUGCGGAACUACACCUGUGCGCGAGUAAAGGACACGGCCGCUUCGGAGAACCAGUUCCGGCAUGUCCUCUGUCCAGAAUACCCCUUGCCGCCAUUGUUAUGGAAAAAUGAUGUCUUUCUCCUAUUACAACUUCUUUGUCUAGUUAUUUGCAGUAGAUGCUCAUUACACGAACACGUAAGUAGUAGAGGACAUUUAGAGUAGUAGGCAGAGUAGUAGGCAAACGUACUAAGUAGUAGUGUAGUAGGUAGAUAAUCGCUGUAGCUUCCGUUGCAUGUUGUCUCGGUGUCUCUUUCAUAUUGCCCAGCAACCGCGCAUCCAUCGAGCUUGAACGUUCUAGAGGUGCUUUUUCAGAACUGGAGCGAUCUGCUAUUGCGCGAAUUGAAACGCUAUGCUGCUGAGCAACGACAGCCAUUUUUAUGGCACCUGAAAAUAGCAUUUUUGUGAUGUGGAUAUGAAGUAGAAGUCAUCUUCUUUGUUCCUCCAUUUCGUUCUGGUUGUGGUUCACCAAGUCAUCUUCUUUGUUCCUCCAUGUCGUUCUGGUUGUGGUUCACCUAAGCUGCAAUAGAUAAGUAGUACCUACAACAAGAGGAAAAUUUGAUUAGAUCAAUGCAAGAUAAAAAUGAUAGGAUAAGUACAAAAAACAAAAUCUCAAGUAGACACUCUUUUUCUCUAAUACACGCGCGCGAUGCACAGGCUGUGCAGAGCAGAAAGGAGGAAAUCGAGUCGUUGCACCCGUUUCUCAAGCAUCAAACGAUUCCCAAUCUCUUCGCAGAACAAGAGAGUGGUAAAGGAGCCAGACCUUUAGUCGAGAUCCGUGACCUUUAUUAAGGCUUGCCGUAACAGUAAUUCAUCUCAAAAGUCCUCACAGAUUCUUCAAAACGUUUUCAAGGGCGGAAAAGCACGCCAGAGGUGAUGACUUCCUCUUCCAAUAAGAGAUAAUAAUUAUCAAGAAAAUCGAUCCGGUCAAUGUCCUCUAAGUCUACCGACUACUAGUGAGCCGCGGACCGCAAACGGACUUACAUUGGAUUCACAUGCCAGCGCAGGUUUAUGUUCCAUCUUUUGGCGAACUACGAAGGAAGAUGCGCGAACUGAAUCCGGACUUAUGUGGCGCUAAAAGAAAGCAUGUCAACAUUUAAGGCAUUAGAAUCGGAGAGAGGCUCAAGGAUCUGAGUAUGUGAGAGUAUGAUUAAGGCUCAAUAUAUUUCGUUUCUACAAGUCAUUUCUCCCUAUUUCCUUCUUAGGAUUGGGAGAAAUGUAGGCAAGAAAUGAAUUGUUUUGAGCUCUAAUAUGAGUUGUAUUUGUAUGUCAGUCGGUAGAAUCUUCUGCAUUCUUUAGAAUCUGAGAGCAUGAGUUGUAUGUCGGUAGAAUAUUCUGCAUUCUUUAGAAUCUGAGAGCAUGAGUUGUAUGUCGGUAGAAUCUUCCGCAUUAGAGUCAUCGAGUAUGACCAUGUCGCAUUAGAAUCAUUGCAUUAGAAUCAUUGAGAGAGUACGAGUUGUAUGUGGGUAGAAAAUGAGCUAUUUUUGCUUCUAAUACAGGGGAGCAGAUGAUGUGAGUACGAAGGAGAGGUACUUUGUGGACGAAGUACUCAGUGGGACCAGCGCCAUAGGCCCUGGCGGCAUGUGCGACGAAAGGAGUGAAGAGUGUCGGGGAAAGAGGGAGAAAGAAGCGGAUAACCUCUGCGACGGUUACGGGGAACCCUACGCGCCACUGGUAUUGCAGUUUUGUCGACGUGGCGUACCCUGUAGUCUGCGAAAAGAUAUAUGGAGAGCGGCUCUGCUGUCUGGAGGAACUGCCGGGAUACCUCUCGAGCCCACUUCUGCGGAUGCUUCCUCUGUUGGGGAGUUAUGACGGACAUCAGUUGUUUAAAAGCUUGGUACUGGUGUAGUUCUAGCUCCCCUUUACUUCAAAAUUUGUGAAACUAAAGACUUACAUCGAAACAUUAUCUUCGACUCGCAACAAAUAUGUGAUGUUCCAACUAUCCCGCCAAAGUGAACGACAACGUCCUGCUCUAAUACUAAAACAAGGAAAGGACGACACCACGAAUAGAAGCUGUGGAGCAGAACAACAGCAGCAGCAACCUCAGAAAAAGCUCUCGACAGCAACGUUCGAACGACAACGCAACUGGGUGAAAAACGUCGGUGUAGCUCUAGUUCGGCAGACAGAGUGGAUUACUGAUGAGAUUCUCAGACAGGAUUUGUCUUUAUGGUCUGUGAGACUGGUGCAUUCCACAAGCACAACUUCUAUGAUGUGAUAAUGUCUCUUAGCCCUGCCCCCAGUAUGUUGUAAUUUGGAUGACUUUAUAGUUGAACAAGUUAAUUAAUUGUUUCAAAGGGCGGUGGCAUAUGGUUCUAGCGCAAAAAAACUCUUAGGUGGUUCUUUUAAACGGCGACAGGGAUACACACAUGACAAAUUCCUGCGUUUUCAGUGUUGAUGUGGUACAUUCAACUUCAACAGAUGGCAUGGACUUGCACUGGUAAGUAUCUUCAAGGAUUCUCGGGAACUACUAACUAUCUAAAAGAGAUUAUAUCUGUGUCUCAUUGUAGUAUUUGCACAUAACACGACAAGAAAGCGGCCUAUGUUGGUCAAGUACACGAAGACGAAGUUCGAUACAGCAUGAGAUUUUGAAAUGUCGUCUUCAACGUGGAAACUUCUAACCCCAGAACACGCGGGAAGCGACACGCACUACUUCCCAUUCGACGAGUUGACCGAGUCUCUGGUUUUAAUGCUUAGUCGCGACACCGAGUUGUUCAAGGACUGCGCCCUGUCUCCUCAAAUACCAAUAGAGACGGCUCACGUUGAUGGUUAUGGACGAGAGGAAAGUCUAACUCACUCAACAAACUGAAUGAAAUAGUAAAAAUAGUGCUCAACAACUACAUUUCAUAAAUUUUCUUCCACAAUCGAUGCGCAAGAAAUAACUCGUCUGUCAACAUUCUGAGUUGUGCUUCGCUAGAAGUUGUACCAACUGGAAUUAUGCGGACGUUCAUAAUGAUGCGUCGACUUACAUACCUCCAUGUGGUAUUGUGCCGUUUCAAGGGUGGACCGCGUAUGCUGGACCAUUCUGCUACCUGGCAGUAAAGCUUGAAGACGCAUAUCCGCUUUACAGGGCUUUCUAUUAUGGAGGUUUCAUCUUUCAGAUUCAAGAAGAAGUUAGGUUGUUGAUUUAGAACAUUUAGAAAACAACUUUGAUUUAGAUCAUUCAGAUUUAGUGAUGAGUGUAAGAACAAGCGCGUGUUGUAAGAGCAGGAGUUGUAGCUAUAUCUUCUUUCCGACGACCCUCCUUGACAUGUGGCCAACUUCACAAUUAAAGAUUUUGAUCUUUAUUCCCGAUAGACUUUCCUUUGCGUGCCCUUCCUCCUUCAUCUUCCCUGCCGCUUUUUUUGCAAGCUGCACUCCAUCAGCAUGGAACAGGGCAGCCUAGUAUCACUCUGCAGUCUGUUCGAGAGCCUCUUCGCCUUGCAUUGUCCCAAAGCUGCACACAACCUGAUGGAAAUGAGCCCCACUGAGCCUUUGGCACUAAAAAUCGCUUUCCCGUGGAUUGUUAGUGGAUUUGCUGGGUGCUUAUACAUACUCUCACUUCUAUGCGUACUUUUUAGGACGACUUGAAGUUGAACUUACUAUGUCUAUAAGUAGUCCUUUUUGUUGCUUUUUAUGUUUUUGCAGAACCUGCCACACAAUAUUGUCAGCCUUCAAGAAGAAUACGUUUGUCACAUCGAUCGCUUACAAAUACUUUGUGAGAAUUUGGAAUCUACAUGCUUGCUGUACACGACCAUUGAGUAGGCAGAGGCUACUCCUAAUUUUUGAUGUAACAACUGACUCAUCAACGACAAGAUCUGAUUCUAUCAAUUCCUCGACAACCUCGUCACUCUCAGGCACCUCCAGACCGAUGAACUUUUGCUCCUGUGGGACCGUAUACUUGGCUACGACUCGACCGAAAUUGUGGCGGUUUUUGCAGCUGCCAUCUUCGCCCACAAGGAGAAGCUGGUGGUCAACGCGAAAAAUUUGGAGGACUUGGAAGUGCUUUUUGCAGAUGUUUCGCACCUAAAGGUCAUUCCGCUGGUGCAACAGCUGCUCUGGCCGGUUGGGAAGUAGAAGACAUCAUCUUGUUUUCUGCUGUUCUUGUGAAUUUACUUAUAAUAGGUUGUUUCUGUUCGAUAGGUAAUUUUUCGGGUAACUUGUAGAUACUUAUGAUUAUGUUCUCGCGCUGUAGUAGUUGUUGACUCUGUUGAUGAAGAAGAUGACAACUCCAAUUCUUUGCUUUUCUUAUGACCACUGGAUCGCUCAUUAUGAAGAAGAUGAACCUAUGAUUUGUUGUCUGACUGGCUGAAACUGUGUUGAAUCUCUUUUCAUUGGACACGAGCUGCAGAUGGGUGAAAACAUUCUUGUGCGUGGGAGGGAGAAAGAUUGAUAUUCUUGAAGACUUCUUGGCAAAUUAAUGUUUGGGAACAAACUGAUCUAGCUCGCAAGAUCAAGCUGGGUGUGGA